Psylliodes chrysocephalus is the source of this 672-nucleotide messenger RNA. NCBI's taxonomy places the organism in Eukaryota, Metazoa, Arthropoda, Insecta, Coleoptera, Chrysomelidae. The record is from the annotation of a GenBank genome assembly.
UCUUCGACCUCUUUUGCCUGAAGAUUAUAAAGAAUAUAUCGGCACAGACCUCUCCAAAACCAUGGUGGAUUACGCCAGAAGACACAUUGUAAUGCCCAAAUGUGAAUUUUAUGAAUUUGACGUUAAUUCUGAGCAUAUUCCUUCAAAUUUUCAGUCGAGAUUCGAUUAUAUAUUUAGUUUUUUUGCGUUGAUGUACGUUAAAAAUCCAGAGCAGGCUUUUAAAAAUAUCCACGCUAUGUUAAAACCAAAUGGACGAACUUUUAAUGUGUUUCUUCCAUUUCUUCCGACGGAUUCCGUCUAUAGAAAGCUCUGCAAACAUGAAAAAUGGGGAAAAUAUGGACACGAGCAAAUGUUAUCAUCCUACAGUUCUGCAGCAUCGCCAGAAAAUUGCUAUCAGCAGGCAUUAGAUAGAUCAGGAUUUAAGUAUUAUUUCUCAGUUGAAAAAACAUCUUAUACGUUUUCUAAUGAAGAAGAAUGGAAAGGAUUCUUUAUUUCUAUUAACACGGCGAUUCCUAACAUUCCUGAUGAUGAAUUGGAUGAAUACAAAGAAUUACUUUUUAACUUAAUUAAUAACGAAUUAUUAAUUGAUGGUAGUGUCAAGGGAAGUAAAAUAUAUAACUUAGAUUACUGUGUGAUGUCUGCAAGUAAAAUAUCUAGUUAAUACAACCAAAU